Pezoporus occidentalis (night parrot) is the source of this 2545-nucleotide messenger RNA. It is a transcript of the gene RAD51D, whose product is annotated as RAD51 paralog D. The coding region runs from base 79 to 1245 and encodes 388 amino acids. The record is from RefSeq and is a predicted model, not a curated record. Lineage: Eukaryota; Metazoa; Chordata; Aves; Psittaciformes; Psittacidae. Gene Ontology annotation, biological process: telomere maintenance; DNA strand invasion; reciprocal meiotic recombination. Gene Ontology annotation, cellular component: centrosome; replication fork; Rad51B-Rad51C-Rad51D-XRCC2 complex. The transcript is spliced from 12 exons. Gene Ontology annotation, molecular function: ATP hydrolysis activity; four-way junction DNA binding; ATP-dependent DNA damage sensor activity.
CACUGAUGGAAGAAAAGAGGGAAAGGUCUCUGAUGCAGGGAAGCAUGAGACAGCUGAGCCUUAGGAACAAGCGGCCCCAUGCCAGCAGCUGCAGCAGCACCAGCACCUUCCAGAACACCCUGGGAUGGGGAAGCCAGCUCACACCCAGCACUGCCUCCUCCUCACGGGGCCUUUGGGAGCCUGCCCCACUGGAAACCCCACUCGUGGCUUGCACAGAGCUCAGGUCUCUCCUUUCCUGGCCCCGUGGCUCUCCCUGCUGGGGUGCCUGAGGGCAUGGUGGUCCUGCGGGCUGGGCUCUGCCCUGGUCUCACCGAGGAGAUGAUCCAGCUUCUUAGGGCGAACAGCAUCCAAACGGUGGUGGACUUCGUGUCAUCAGACCUGGAGGACGUUGCCCAGAAGUGUUCCCUGUCUUACAAGGCGCUGGCUGCAGUGAGACGGGUGCUCCUGGCCCAGUUCUCUGCCUUCCCUGCCAAUGGAGCAGACCUCUAUGAGGAGCUCAAGAGCUCCACGGCCAUCCUGCCCACUGGGAGCCCGAGCCUGGACCAGCUGCUGGACUCCGGGCUGUACACGGGGGAAGUGACGGAGCUCAUGGGGGCACCGGGCAGUGGGAAGACGCAGGUGUGCCUGGGCAUUGCAGCCAGCGUGUCUCUUGGCCUCAAGCAGCACGUCCUGUUUCUUGACUCCACGGGGGGGUUCACUGCCUCUCGACUCUACCAGAUGCUUCGAGCCCAGGAAGAGGAAGAGGAAGAGCAGCUGGAGGCUCUGCAGCGGAUCCAGGUGGUCCGUGUGUUUGACAUCUAUGAGAUGCUGAGUGCCUUGCAGGAGCUGCGGGAGCACCUCUCCCAGCAGGUUGUGAGCUCCAUGAGUCCUCUCAAGGUCGUGGUGAUCGACUCUGUCUCAGCUGUGAUGUACCCGGUGCUGGGUGGGAAGCAGUCAGAGGGUUUGGCCAUCAUGAUGCAGCUAGCCAGGGAGCUGAAGACACUGGCCAGGGAGUUCAGCCUUGCUGUUGUGGUGACCAACCAGGUGACAAGGGACAGCAGCACCGGUCCACCAAAGCCAGCCCUUGGCCGCUCCUGGAGUUUCGUGCCCAGCACCCGAGUGCUGCUGGAGAGCAAAGAAGUCACCUUGGAGAAAGCCACCACCCAGCGCAUCGCUUCCUUGGCUAAGUCACCCCGGCAGCCAGUUGGGAUACAGGCGGAGCUGGAUAUUGGAAGUGCUGAUGUGACACCCACAGAGAGGCUCUAAUGUGGGUGGAAAACCAAAUGACAAGUUCUAGAAGAGCUGCAAAAAAGCAGAUCAGCACACUGGAGGCUUUACAGACUGACUGAGUCCUGCAGCCCUGGGAAGGACCAAUGUGAAGAAGUUCUUGUUUUCUGCACUGGGGAGAAAGAGUGGGGGGCUACCUAGAGAUCUUGCCUCAGCAGAUGCUGCCUGCAGUGGCUGGGCUGUGUGAGCAACACAACAACCAGGUUGUCUCUUCUGCUGCAGGCCUGUCUUCAAGCAGCAGAGCCAGCCCUGUCCUCAGGUAUUGGCUUGGGACCAGCUGUCAUGUUCCUAUACAAACCCAUGACUCCUCGUGGUGGUUUUGUUUCCCCUUUAACUCUUUGCCUUCUGGUCCCAGAGCUCUGAUCGUCCUUGGGAGCAGCCCACAGUGGUCUUGGCUCAGAAAUGAAAGGUGCUGCACACCGCUGUGGUGGUUGAGAGCUGGAGUUCAGUUAAUGGUAACUGCUGUUAACUUCAUUACAAUUAGGGUUAGUCCCCAGCAGGAAUAAGGUGGGACAGGCUGCUGAUGAGCAGGGACAUAACCAGAUGCUUCAUCUGACCUCCUCCACAGACUAACACCAGGCCCUGGAGAGAGCUGCUGGUGUUUUGGGGGCACUGCUGUGCUUCAGAAAGAAUUGCUGUUAACUGCUGAAGGUUAUGGUUGCAUCAGCUGGGGUGGAUGAGUCCUGGCUGCACCAGCUGGCCCUGUCUCAUGCUCAAGUUCCUACUCAAUUGCAUGUGGUGAAGUUUAAUCUCUCUUUGCUCCAGUGCUUUCCAGCUGCUCUUGCCUGCUCUGGGCAACCUCGUGGGUGCUUGUGCAGUGCUGGGGAGGAGACAGGAGGCUGUGAUGGAAUGUGGCCUCUCCUCUUGUUCCCAGGUAUCUUAGACACCCGUAACCCCACUGCUUAAUAAGAAGCCUCUUUGGCAGGUGAGCUGAGCUCUGGCUUGCACUUCCAAGGCUGCUGAUGUAGGUUGUGGGGGCUGAGACUCAUCAGGGCAUGCUCAUUAAGCUACUGAUACAGCAGUAUCUGGAGCUCUCUAAGGCUCUGCUGGGUAAAGAGGAGGCUGAUUUAGCCACAAUUUGGGUGCUAAUUUCUCCGGAGUUAGAUAUAACAGUGUACAGCCCUGUAUUCCUGAGCAAAUAGCUGCUGGAGGGAAGAGGCAGCUAAAAGGGGUGCUGUAGGAAGGGCUGCCUGAGGAGGGGAAUAUGCCAAAGCAAUGUGAGCUGUGGGCUGUGCCAUUCAACAGGUUUCAGUAAAAAUAAAUGCAUUUUAAAGCUGUG